AUGACGGCCUACACCGGCAAUAAGAUGCUUCGUUACAAGUUUAUCUCUGGACAGUGCAACAACAGAGAGAGGCCAGACAGCGGGAAGAGUCCCUCAGGGGAACCAGACCCAGAGACACCCAAACCAGUGAGACCACACCACUGCUCCCACUGUGGAAAGAGUUUUACCUGGUUAUCAAAGCUGAAAGAGCAUGAGAGAACACACACUGGAGAAAAGCCUUACCAAUGUGCCAUUUGUGGAAAAACUUUUACCCAGUUAGGGGGCUUUCAAUAUCAUGAGCGGACACACAGAGAAAAAAAUACCUACCACUGCUCUCAGAAUGGAAAGACAUUUACCCAGUUAGGGAACCUGAAAAAGAAUGAGAGAAUACUCACACAGGGAGAGAAGACAAACCACUGCUCCCAGUGCGGAAAGAGUUUUAAAUGGUUAUCAAAGCUGAAAGAGCACGAGAGGACCCACACAGGAGAAAAGCCUUUUCAAUGCUCCCAUUGUGACAAGAAAUUUAACCAGUCAUCGCAUCUGAAAGAGCAUGAGAGAACACACACAGGAGAGAAGCCUUUCCGAUGUUCCCAGUGUGGAAAGGGUUUUACCUGGUUAUGGAACCUGAAAACACACGAGAGGACACACACAGGAGAAAAGCCGUACCAAUGCUCCCUGUGUGGAAAGACUUUUACCCAGUUAGGGGGCUUUAAAUAUCACGAGAGAACACACACAGAAAAAAAGACCUAUCACUGCUCUCAUUGUGAAAAGACAUUUACCCGGUUAGGGAACCUAAAAAAGCAUGAGACAAUACACACACAGGAGGAGAAGGCUCCCAGUGCGGACAUACUUUUAGUCAGUUAGGGAACCUGAAAAAGAAAUAACACAUACAGGAUAGAAGCCAGGGGCGAAUUCGCCAUCCGAGACAUGAAAGAGACAUGAAAAUAGCUGUGCAGCAACGCUCCCCAUCCAACCUGACAGAGCUUGAGAGGAUCU
Messenger RNA from Salvelinus namaycush (lake trout), 975 nucleotides. Its product is annotated as zinc finger protein 239-like. The transcript has 2 exons. The coding region runs from base 1 to 843 and encodes 280 amino acids. Lineage: Eukaryota; Metazoa; Chordata; Actinopteri; Salmoniformes; Salmonidae. The record is from RefSeq and is a predicted model, not a curated record. Gene Ontology annotation, cellular component: nucleus. Gene Ontology annotation, molecular function: RNA polymerase II transcription regulatory region sequence-specific DNA binding; DNA-binding transcription factor activity, RNA polymerase II-specific. Gene Ontology annotation, biological process: regulation of transcription by RNA polymerase II.